Messenger RNA from Acanthosepion pharaonis, 879 nucleotides. The record is from the annotation of a GenBank genome assembly. NCBI's taxonomy places the organism in Eukaryota, Metazoa, Mollusca, Cephalopoda, Sepiida, Sepiidae.
AUGCCACAGCGUCGAAAGCCAAUAUCUAUCUAUCUAUCUAUCUAUCUAUCUAUCUAUCUAUCUAUCUAUCUAUCUAUCUAUCCCAGUCUGUCCAUAUCUAUCUAUCUAUCUAUCUAUCUAUCUAUCUAUCUAUCUAUCUAUCUAUCUAUCUAUCUCAGACUGUUCAUAUCUAUCUAUCUAUCUAUCUAUCUAUCUAUCUAUCUAUCUAUCUAUCUAUGUUUAACGUACAUCUAUCUAUCUAUCUAUCUAUCUAUCGUCUGUUCAUAUCUAUUUAUCAAUCUAUCUAUCAAUCUAUCGUCUGUUCAUAUCUAUCAAUCUAUCUAUUUAUGUAUUUUAUGUUCAUAUCUAUCUAGCAAUCUAUCUAUUGUCUGUUCAUAUCUAUCUAUCUAUCUAUCUAUCUAUCUAUCUAUCUAUCUAUCUAUCUAUCUAUCUAUCUAUCUCAGUCUGUUCAUAUCUAUCUAUCUCAGUUUGUGCAUAUUCUAUCUAUCUAUCUAUCUAUCUAUCUAUCUAUCUAUCUAUCUAUCUAUCUAUCGUCUGUUCAUAUCUAUCUAUCAAUCUAUCAAUCUAUCGUCUGUUCAUAUCUAUCAAUCUAUCUAUUUAUGUAUUUUAUGUUCAUAUCUAUCUAGCUAUCUAUCUAUUGUCUGUUCAUAUCUAUCUAUCUAUCUAUCUAUCUAUCUAUCUAUCUCUUUAUGUAUAUUUAUUUCUCUAUCUCAGUAUGUUCAUAUUUACCUCUCUGUAGACUGUUCAUCUAUCUAUCUAUCUGUCGAUUUCAGUUACUUACUUUGUGUUUUCAUACUGUGUCAUUCUUUCUUUCUUUCUAUUCUCUUUCUCACUUUUUUCUUUCUUCUCUUCUGUUUUCAAUCAACUCUCGACCUUUGA